This is a messenger RNA of Uranotaenia lowii, 1395 nucleotides long. Its product is annotated as E3 ubiquitin-protein ligase NRDP1-like. Lineage: Eukaryota; Metazoa; Arthropoda; Insecta; Diptera; Culicidae. The record is from RefSeq and is a predicted model, not a curated record. The coding region runs from base 379 to 1326 and encodes 315 amino acids. Gene Ontology annotation, biological process: protein ubiquitination; translation. The transcript has 3 exons. Gene Ontology annotation, molecular function: ubiquitin protein ligase activity; structural constituent of ribosome. Gene Ontology annotation, cellular component: small ribosomal subunit; ribosome.
AGUCAAACUGUAGAAAGGACUUGAAAGAUUACUUGAUAUUUGAAAUGUGUUUACUAAACCGUCAACACUAAAAACCAAUCAUUCUGAAAAUUGAAACUGGUAGGCAAAGAUUCUCUGACAACCUUAAUCGAAACGGAACGACCGUUUUCAGAAGCGACCAUCGGUGUUGUACAUACAAUCCCGUUUGUCCGGGACGUCUCUCUGUUCUAGGCGGUGGCAUGUGAGCAUGCAUUUUGUCGUGCCUGCAUCACCGAAUGGCUCUCGCGGCAACCGACCUGCCCCGUGGACCGAAAUCCCAUCACCAACAGCAAUCUUCGUGCCGUGCCAAGGAUUCUGCGGAAUCUGCUCUCCCGGUUGAACAUCAACUGUGAAAACGCCAUGUACGGAUGCACCCUGGUCCUGAAGCUGGACUCGCUGGCCACCCACAUCGAGGAGUGUGAGCACAAUCCAAAGCGCCCGCUGCCCUGCGAGAAGGGAUGCGGCUUCGUGAUCCCCAAGGACGAGUACAAGGACCACAACUGCUUCCGGGAGUUGCGAUCUCUGGUGCACAACCAGCAGCAGAAGAUGAGCGAACUGAAGAACGAAAUCAAUGAUCAAAAUCUGGUGGUCAAUGAACUCAAACGGGAACUCAAUCUGGUGAAAGAUUUUAUGAGGGCGAUGCGCGUAUCAAAUCCCGCGAUGCGGGCCAUCGCCGAUCAGAUGGAGCGGGACGAAGUGACCAGAUGGUGCAAUGGACUGGCGAGGGCUCGAGUCACACGAUGGGGUGGGAUGAUCUCCACACCGGAUGAUGCGCUGCAGUUGAUGAUUAAACGAGCGCUAUCGGAAUCAGGCUGUCCGCCGCACAUACUAGACGAUUUGAUGGAGAAUUGUCACGAGAGGCGGUGGCCCCGGGGAUUAAGCUCGCUGGAAACCCGUCAGAACAACAGGAGAAUCUACGAGAACUACGUCUGCCGGCGAAUUCCCGCCUUUUCGUCAUUCCUGCAGCGGGGAACGAUGGCCACGCUGAACCAGAUGCAUCGCACCGGGCCACAUAUCAAGGAACGUCCCCCAAGGCAGCCGCUGGAUGGGAAACCCUUCGCCAAGGGAGUGGUGCUCAAGACGCUGAUUAAGAAGCCCAAGAAACCGAACUCGGCCAACCGCAAGUGCGUCCUGGUGCGGCUGAGCACCGGCAAGGAGCUGGUCGCCUAUGUUCCGGGCAUCGGUCACAACCUCCAGGAGCACAACAUCGUGCUGGUGCGGGUUGGCCGCAUGCAGGAUCUGCCCGGUGUCAAGAUCAAAUGUGUCCGCGGGGUGUACGACUUGCCGCACGUGAUCAAACAGAAGUAGAAGCUAGCGGCUAGCGAGUGACGUUUUUCCACAAUAAAUCCUGGAGGUACCGUUGUUAGAAUAGUGUAA